Messenger RNA from Manis pentadactyla (Chinese pangolin), 881 nucleotides. It is a transcript of the gene TIMP1, whose product is annotated as TIMP metallopeptidase inhibitor 1. Bases 164 to 787 code for a protein of 207 amino acids. The record is from RefSeq and is a predicted model, not a curated record. Gene Ontology annotation, cellular component: extracellular matrix. Gene Ontology annotation, molecular function: protease binding; metalloendopeptidase inhibitor activity. NCBI's taxonomy places the organism in Eukaryota, Metazoa, Chordata, Mammalia, Pholidota, Manidae. Gene Ontology annotation, biological process: negative regulation of membrane protein ectodomain proteolysis; negative regulation of endopeptidase activity. The transcript is spliced from 6 exons.
GCGGAUGAGUAAUGCAUCCAGGAAGCCUGGAGGCCUGCGGUUUCCGCACCACUGCCACCCCGCCCCUCCCGUGGACAUUUAUCCUCCGCGCUCCGACCCUGGCUCACACUGCUGCCACCACCGCAGACCCAACACCUAGAAGGCUACAACCAGAGAAGCCACCAUGGCCCCCUCUGCACGCCUGGCCUCUGGCAUCCUGCUGCUGCUGUGGCUGACAGUCCCCAGCAAGGCCUGUACCUGUGCCCCACCCCACCCGCAGAUGGCCUUCUGCAGCUCUGACAUUGUCAUCAGGGCCAAGUUCUUGGGGACUGCAGAAGUCAACCAGACCACCUUUUACCAGCGUUAUGAGAUCAAGAUGACCAAGAUGUUCAAAGGGUUCAGCGUCUCGGGGGAUGCGUCUGAUAUUCGCUACGUCUACACCCCAGCCAUGGAGAGUCUCUGCGGAUACUUCCACCGGUCCCAAAACAGCAGCGAGGAGUUUCUCAUCGCGGGACGACUUUGGAAUGGGCAACUGUACAUCACUACCUGCAGUUUGGUGGUUCCCUGGCACAGUUUGAGCUUCGCUCAGCGCCGGGGCUUCACCAGCGCCUACGCUGCUGGCUGUGAGGAAUGCACAGUGUUUCCCUGUUCAUUCAUCCCCUGCAAACUGCAGAGUGACACUCACUGCUUGUGGACGGACCAGCUCCUUGAAGGCUCUGAAAGGGGUUUCCAGAGCCGCUACCUUGCCUGCCUGCCACGGGAGCCAGGGCUGUGCACCUGGCAGUCCCUGAGGCCCCGAACAGCCUGAAUCCUGCCCCCAUCAGAAACUGUUCACUGUUCACCCCUUUUCCCACUCCUGUCUUUCUUUCUUCAAGACAAUGAAAUAAAGAACUACCACUUGG